UUUUUCUCUCUUUCACUCAAAACCCCCCAUUUUCUUUCUCUCUCCACAAGUCAAGAGAGAGAAAAAGUCACAAGGAUAUAGAGAGAGAAGAGUGAAGGGUCUCCAUAGUCUACAAUUUUUCUCUUCUUCGAAAUUCUACUUUGUUUACUUGCCAAGCAAAAUCCAAGAAAAAACCCCAAAAAAGAAAACCCAGAUCGGCGAUCCAGCAAGAAAUCAAAUGGGUCAGCAGAAGGCUUUGAUCUAUGCGUUUGUGGGUCGUGGGAAUGUGAUAUUGGCUGAAUACACAGAUUUCAGUGGUAACUUCAACUCCAUAGCUUAUCAGUGCCUUCAGAAGCUCCCUGCUUCCAAUAACAAGUUCACUUACAACUGUGAUGGUCACACCUUCAAUUACCUUGUCGAUAAUGGCUUCACAUACUGUGUGGUUGCUGAGGAGUCCGUUGGAAGACAAGUUCCAAUAGCAUUUUUGGAGCGUGUUAAGGAUGAUUUUGUGUCGAAAUAUGGGGGUGGGAAGGCUGCCACAGCUCCUCCAAACAGCCUGAACAAGGAAUUCGGACCUAAGUUGAAGGAGCAUAUGCAGUAUUGUGCUGACCAUCCUGAUGAAAUUAGCAAAAUUGCGAAGGUGAAAGCCCAGGUUUCGGAAGUUAAAGGUGUUAUGAUGGAAAACAUUGAGAAGGUUCUUGAUCGUGGAGAAAAGAUAGAGCUUCUUGUGGAUAAGACGGAGAACCUUCAUCACCAGGCACAAGACUUCAGGAAUACUGGAACCCAAAUCCGGAGGAAAAUGUGGCUGCAAAACAUGAAGAUCAAGCUGAUAGUGUUAGGUAUCCUGAUUGCUUUGAUCCUCAUCAUUGUCCUCUCAGUUUGCAAGGGGUUCAAUUGUGGAAAGUAAACAUGUUUAUGUUGUGAUGCAUGCAAUUCUACGAAAAGCUUCGUCCUAUAUCAGCAUUGAUGAUUCUACGAGAAAAGAGACAGAUGUUAUGUUCUGUAUGUAUUAGUCUAUUAGAGUACUCACUGUUUCUGUUUGUUGGAGCAGAAAGGAUCCGUUUUGUUUUAUUUACGUUUGGGUCGAAAUGUCAUAGUAUAUGAUGUCAUUGUGAGAUCGUUUUGUGCUGUGAAUGAUUUGUUCCUUACAGAAGGAAAAAACUUGCAAUGCUAAAGGAAAUUUUACCUCCUGUA
Molecule: messenger RNA, 1173 nt
Organism: Nicotiana tabacum (common tobacco)
Lineage: Eukaryota; Viridiplantae; Streptophyta; Magnoliopsida; Solanales; Solanaceae
Product: vesicle-associated membrane protein 722
Biological process (GO): vesicle-mediated transport
Cellular component (GO): membrane
Source: RefSeq, a predicted model, not a curated record